GUAUACACCCACCAAACCACCACACCGUCGUACGCGUCGUACACACCAGAAUCCGGAACGGAAGAGGAUUAAUCGAGCGUUGGACGUGCUGUCGACCGUGAUUGGUCUUCGAUCGCGAGUCCUAAUAAUAAGGAAGGAGGCUUAGUGUUUCCGACAAAUAUUUUGUAGUUCUGAAUAGGAAGGGGAUAUUGAAUAGUUUUAUAUUAAUUUAAAGUUAUGUGUGUUGUUGAAUUACAUGACAAUUGGUGCAACUGUCCCCAUUUUUUUGCAAUGAUGAAAAUACGGAAAAGAUAUGCUUGAGAAUCAAGUCAACAUAACUAGCUUUAUCAACUUGCUCUAAGUAUUGACCCUACAAAAGUUGUAUGGGUGUGAAUGACUGUGUUGGUGGUGACAUUAGCAUGAAUUUCGAUUCCAUUGGUCCUCACAAGGAGUUAAAUGCAGAUGACAUAAAAGCAGGGAAGAAAAUUUUAAAUGGUCUGAGAUAUUCGAGCAUGGUGAAACAACCCCAUAAUGGCCAUAGAGACUUUAGGGAAACUGAAUUGGGGACAGUUUUCACAUUUCAACAAAGUGACUAUACAAAUUCGUUACCUGUAAACUUAUCUGGGGAUAUCCCUUGCUUAGUUAAUGGCAAAAUGGACAAAGGAAUUAAAUCAAUUGGCGGGGUGGAAGAUGUAGAGGAAAGGCGUUCCAGACCACGACUACGUAACCUAAAGUUAGAUAUACCAAAUCCUGUGGUACCAUCUUUUGACGUAAACAAGGAACAUAUAUCAGGUGAUAGUAUUUCAAGAGUGUCUGAUACAAUUGCAAAGUUUGACACAACCCCUUCUCCAAAGCAUUUCAUCCCGAUUGUAAAUAAGAGAAGAUCCAGAAGUUUAUCUCCAUGUGUACCGUCACCAGCCUCUCUAAAAUCUCCCACCAUUCGUCCAGUCUCCCCUAGAAUACAACACCUGUGUUCUAGAUUCUCAGGCGAGGAGAAUAUUUUGCCAGAAUGUCAAAAAUUAAUGGAUUAUACUGAAAAGAUUGACCAACAUAGCUCCUCUGAUAUUAGUAGUGUAACUAGGGACAUGGGAAUGCCACAUAGUUUUAUAUCCAAUGAGCAAAAAUCAUCUAGCGAAGUUUCGGAAAACCAGAACUCAUGGGCAUUGCCUGUUGGACAAUCAAAUACAAGUACAAGUAACAAUGUGAAUUUAAGGAAUUGCCUGUCGCCCUGCAUUAGUCCAAGCAGUGGUUAUGGGAGUGGGCGCUACUCCAGUAGUCCUGUAAACUUAAGUCCACGGUGUCAUUCACCUGUCGCACAUAGUACCGAGUGCCAUGAUGGUCUCUCUCAAUCUAUGCAUACUAAAGCAUCAAGGACACAUAGUGUUGACAGUGGACACCAUAGUACAAAUUUAGACACUUCCGAUUUUCAAUUGCCAGAGAUGUUUGAUCGUAAUAUUAAAUCACCAAUAUCUCAAAAUUUCAUGGAUUCAUCUUCCAGAAGAUCUAAACUUCUAUCCCGUAGCUCACAUGUUUUUGAUAGCACUGAACUGGAUGUACCGGAGCCUUUAAUAUAUAGACCAUCAUCACCUGUUGAUGAAGGUUUUGAAGAAGGAAACAAAAGUGUGAAGACAAGCUCUGUAAAUUCAUCAAAUAAAAUUAAAAGAACGCAAUUAACUGUAAGAUUAAAAAAUAUAGGACCAGCAAGUCCAGAUCUUCUUGGCUCAAGUCUAAAAACAAUGGCAUUAUCGCCAAAGCCAAGACUCUGUGAGACAUCUAACAACACGGUUUGGAGUUCUGCCAGCUUCUCCAGUAUGGAGAUGCUGCCAUCUCCACCUGCUGUCAUUGUCACUGAUGAUUAUGGUGUCAGUCAAGACAAAGGCAUCUUUCCUUCAAACUCAUCAGUUGAUCAGAAUUCUGUUGGUGUUGCCAUUGAUGUCCCACAAAUUGACAUCCUACCUGCAGAUGAUCUCAAAUCACCAAAAAAGAGUUUACUUAAUAGGAAACUGUCGAACACUAGUACCUGUUCUUCCUUUAGCCUUGAUGAAUCGGAACAGGAAGAUAACAAUGAGGAUUGUCAGAUACCAACCACAGGCCAGAAAAAGAGGGUAAGUUGUUUUAAUUAACCUUUCAA
Molecule: messenger RNA, 2110 nt
Organism: Anneissia japonica
Lineage: Eukaryota; Metazoa; Echinodermata; Crinoidea; Comatulida; Comatulidae
Exons: 2
Coding region: 363-2102 (579 amino acids)
Source: RefSeq, a predicted model, not a curated record